This is a messenger RNA of Symbiodinium natans, 1446 nucleotides long. Lineage: Eukaryota; Dinophyceae; Suessiales; Symbiodiniaceae. The record is from the annotation of a GenBank genome assembly.
AUGGCUCCUCUCGACGACGACGAGGAAGAUGCACCAUCGAAUGCCAGUGCAGAAGCAGAUGACGAAGGCUCCGAAAAUGGUGUGCCCACUCGCUACCUACAGCAAGAGCGGGCCAUGCUGCAGCGCGGUCGGCUUGCUCCUUUUCAAACUGGCUGGAGCAGUGCCUUGGAUAUGGAGGCCCUUUGCGAGCGCCUGGUGGGCCUCUCCGUCGAGGAGGCGGAGAAGGAUGCGCGCGAAGCCCUUCAGGAGGCCAAAGACGACGCCCGCGACGGCGACGUGGUGGCAGUCUUGCUGCAGGUCUUCCAGUCAGCCCGCAGCAGUGUCCUGGACUCGGAGGAGGAGCCGACCGACUACAGCUGGACCGAGGUGCUGGGCUACUGCAGCCGCCUUUGCGCCUUGUGUGAUCGGAACUUCCUGAGCUUGGGAGGCCAACCCGGGCCGGAUGACUUCCCCGCUCGCGUGGUGGCCAGCAUCUACGCCGAAUGCGGACGGACCUUAGCGGUGGCCGGCCACCCUGUGGAGGCACGCACUCGUCUCCAGAAAGCUCUUAAUGUGUUCGGCCUCAUCUCCGAGCCCACAGAGGAGGAGGCCUGGAUCCUGGCAGCCUGCCGGGCCUCCAUGGCCAGGGCACUCCGACAGUUGGGGCAACUCAAAGGUGCCCAGGACGAGUUCCUGCAGGCGCUUCAGCUCAUGGCCAACCUCCCGGAGUCCUACGAGGUCACUGAGCUCCUCUCAGAGUACUGCGAGGCCUUGAGCGAGGCGCCCAAAGGUGAGGCGGUGGUGUCCUCCACGCUGGUCGACCUGAUGGCUUCGAUGAUAGAGGAGAAGUUCGGCGAGGGCAGCGAGGAACACAUCCAGGCCCUUCAGGAGCUGUCGGCAGCUUGCCUCGCUGCUGAGAAGCCAUCACUGGCUGCCACACUCUACGUCACGCUUUCAAGGCUUCUUCGCGAAUAUUACGGGAGUGACCCAGAUACCUGGGAGACACAAGAACUACAAGCCGUCGAGGAGAAGGCAGCUCAAGCCCUGGAGGCCGGCGCAGCCAGCCACAUGAGCGAGGGCGACCUCGAGGCUGCAGUGACCUUCUGGUCUCUAGCAAUCCGGAUGCGAGAAGGCCUGGAUGCUGAGGAGGAGGUGUUGGCGGAGAUGCGCCAGUCCCUAGCUGCCUUGAAGCAGGCUGCCGCCGCCAGCGAGGCGAAAGGCCCUGCUUCGCCGAACGAGCACGCUGAAGCCGCUGCCAUGCCCGAUAUCUCGCAGGAGGAGGAAGAAGAAGACGCUCGACCUGAUUCCUGGGACGAACCAGACGGGCCCAGCGCAUCUUCCUCCAUCAAGGAGCCGCUGCGAUCGAAGCCUUCUCUUGUGGUCGGCCCAAGCACGCUGCGGCCGGCCUGGGCACAGCGAAGCCCCCCGCCGGCUGUGCAGAAGGAAGCCACUGACGCUUGGGAUUAG